AUUGUGGAAUUAUGGAAGGCCAACGUGCUCGUUUGAAAGAGAUUCUCAAAGCAGGGAAGCUUCCAAAGUUGGCUGUGUUUGAUUUGGACUAUACUAUUUGGGCUUUUUGGAACGACUGUACUGCAGGACCACCUUAUCGAAGACAGAGUUCACUAACUAUAGUUGAUCGAAGUGGAGAAGUCUUACAUAUGUACCCGCAGUCGAGAAUGAUUCUGGAAGAAUUUCAGAAAGAGCGAGUUUCUGUAGGAUUUGCUUCACGAAGCCCAGUUCCAAAGUGGACACGGAAAGUUGUCGAGACGUUUGAUCUCUUGUCCAUAGUUGACAAUCUAUGUGAAAUAUAUCCAGGUUCUAAAGAACCCCACUUUAAAAGUCUACAGAAGAAGACAGGCAUUUCCUUUGAUGAAAUGAUAUUUUUUGAUGACGAGAUGCGGAAUCUUGUUGAUGUUUCCAAGUUAGGUGUAACGUGUCAAUACUGCCCUAGAGGACUCAGUGUCGAUGAAGUUGAAAAAUGUCUCGAAGCGUAUAGAAAGAAGCAAAUGUAGUGUAGCACCUUUUUAGAAUGAAGAUAACAAUCUUCUUUUUCAACCAAAUCCUAUUUGUUUUGCAAUAUUUCUUUUUGAUAUCUAUAAAGAUACGUUGCCUAAU
Messenger RNA from Galdieria sulphuraria, 645 nucleotides. RefSeq names its product magnesium-dependent phosphatase 1. The transcript is spliced from 4 exons. NCBI's taxonomy places the organism in Eukaryota, Rhodophyta, Bangiophyceae, Galdieriales, Galdieriaceae. The coding region runs from base 12 to 542 and encodes 176 amino acids. The record is from RefSeq and is a predicted model, not a curated record. Gene Ontology annotation, molecular function: acid phosphatase activity.